CACGGAAACCCAUUUCUCGCCUUCUCCUCCCGGGUUUUUCCCCACCCAGACCCAGACCAAGACCCUAGUGUAAAGUUUUACCUCCCACUCUGCAAGUUUCAACCUUUCUGCAACCUCACAUCUCGGGGUCUCUGCAGCUUCAAUUUCCCCUCCUCCAUUUGAGAAAUCAGGGAGCUUUAGCUCACAGGAGAGGAGCUGGAAUGGGGAAAUGGGGCCUGCUGCUGCUGCUAGUGGUGUUCCUGCUGAGUUCUGGGUCGACUCGCUGCACUGUCACCUAUGACAGGAAGGCCAUUGUUAUCAAUGGAGAAAGGAGACUGCUUUUCUCCGGUUCUAUUCACCACCCUAGAAGCACUCCGGAGAUGUGGGAAGAUCUAAUACACAAGGCUAAAGAAGGAGGGUUGGAUGUGAUUGAGACCUAUGUGUUUUGGAAUGGGCACGAGCCUUCUCCUGGAAAUUACAACUUUGAAGGGAGAUAUGAUUUGGUGAGGUUUGUGAAGACAAUCCAGAGAGCUGGGCUUUAUGCUCAUCUUCGCAUAGGUCCUUACAUUUGUGGAGAGUGGAAUUUUGGAGGCUUCCCAGUUUGGCUCAAGUUUGUUCCUGGAAUUAGCUUCAGAUCAGACAAUGAGCCCUUCAAGAUGGCGAUGAAAGGGUUCACUGAGAAAAUUGUUAAUUUGAUGAAGAGCCAUAAUCUGUUUGAGUCCCAAGGUGGCCCGAUUAUACUCUCCCAGAUUGAGAAUGAGUAUGGACCCCAAGCAAAGAUGCUAGGGGCCUCAGGCUAUAAUUAUGUGAAUUGGGCUGCAAAAAUGGCAGUUGAAACAGGCACUGGUGUCCCUUGGGUUAUGUGCAAAGAAGAAGAUGCCCCUGAUCCUGUGAUAAACACAUGCAAUGGUUUCUACUGUGAUAAGUUCACUCCCAACCAACCUUAUAAGCCAGAAAUUUGGACCGAGGCCUGGAGUGGUUGGUUUACGGAAUUUGGUGGCCCCAUUUAUCAAAGACCAGUUCAAGAUUUGGCUUUUGCAGUAGCUAAAUUCAUACAAAAGGGUGGUUCAUUUGUCAACUACUACAUGUACCAUGGAGGUACCAAUUUCGGGCGCACUGCUGGAGGCCCUUUUAUUAGUACUAGCUACGACUAUGAUGCUCCUAUUGAUGAGUAUGGUUUGAUCAGACAACCAAAAUAUGAUCAUUUGAAGGAACUUCAUAGGGCUGUUAAGCUAUGCGAGAGGGCUAUAGUUUCAACAGAUCCUACCAUGACUUCCUUGGGAGGCCUUCAACAGGCAUAUGAGUACUCUUCUGGGACUGGAGAGUGUGCAGCUUUUCUCUCAAACUAUGAUACAAAAUCUCCUGCAAGAGUGAUGUUUAAUAACAUGCACUAUAAUUUGCCUCCUUGGUCCAUCAGCAUCCUUCCAGACUGCAGGAAUGUAGUCUUCAACACAGCAAAAGUUGGAGUUCAGACAUCACAAAUGGAAAUGCUGCCAAUUAAUGCUGAGAUGUAUGCAUGGGAAACUUACAAUGAAGAUAUAUCUGCACUGGGUGGAAGCUCAUCAUUUACAUCCUUUGGCCUCUUGGAACAAGUCAAUGUAACCAGGGACACAAGUGAUUAUUUGUGGUAUCAAACUAGUGUUGAAAUAGGUUCAUCUGAGUCCUUCCUACACCGUGGGCAGCUCCCAACGUUAAUCGUUCAGUCAACUGGUCAUGCUCUACAUGUGUUUAUCAAUGGACAGUUGUCAGGUUCUGCAUUUGGUACCAGGCAGAACAGGAGAUUCACAUUCAGAGGAAAGGUCAACCUCCAAGCUGGAACCAAUAAAAUCUCAUUGCUCAGCGUGGCUGUUGGCCUGCCGAAUGUUGGAGGGCAUUUUGAGACAUGGAACACAGGAAUUCUAGGUCCCGUUGCACUUCAUGGACUUGAUCAGGGAAAAUGGGACUUGACAUGGGCAAAAUGGACCUAUCAGGUGGGACUUAAGGGAGAGUACACGAAUCUCAUGUAUACCAAUGGUAUAUCACCAGUUGACUGGAUGCAGGGUUCGCUGAUCGCACAGAAACAGCAGCCCUUGACAUGGCAUAAGGCUAAUUUUUAUGCACCCAAUGGAAACGAACCUUUAGCUUUGGACAUGAGCAGCAUGGGAAAAGGUCAAAUAUGGAUUAAUGGUCAGAGUCUCGGUAGGUAUUGGACCGCUUAUGCGAAUGGGAAUUGCAACGGAUGCUCUUACGCGGGACCCUUCAAGCCUCAAAAGUGCCAACUUGGUUGCGGUCAACCAACUCAAAGAUGGUACCAUGUGCCCAGGUCAUGGUUGAAACCAGCAGAAAAUCUGCUGGUUGUUUUUGAAGAACUUGGGGGAGACCCGACAAGAAUCUCUCUCGUGAAGAGAUCAGUGUCAACUGUGUGUGCUGAUGUUGCUGAAAUUCAUCCGAGCAUCAAGAAUUGGGAGAUCCAAAGCUAUGGUGGGCCCAAGGACCCACCCAAACCGAAACUCCACCUUCAUUGUGGUCCGGGUCAAUCCAUUUCCUCCAUAAAGUUUGCCAGCUUUGGAACUCCAUUGGGUACAUGUGGGAGUUUCCAGCAAGGACCGUGCCAUGCCCUUAGCUCUUACUCCGUCUUACAAAAGAGGUGUAUUGGACAAAGAAGAUGUUCGGUAGCAAUAUCAAAUACUAACUUUGGAGAUCCAUGCCCAAAUAUAGUGAAGCGGUUGUCGGUAGAAGCAACCUGCGCCCCAUCCCAAUGGCAUUGACGGUAAGGGGUAAAAUAGCCACGAGUGACAGAAUUAAACACUGAAUGACAGGGGCCAUUGUAGAAAAAGAAGAAUAAUUAGCAAGCUAUUAUUAUUAUUAUUAUUAUUGAUUGCUUUAAGGGUGUGUGUGAAAGGUAGGUUAGUGUUUAAUUUGGAGGUGCCAAAGGGGGCCUUCGAGGUGAGUCCAUAUAUAAAUUCUUUUAUGGUAUCCAGAAUUGAGUUCCGAUUGCGUUGACCGGUUCAUAUCCGUUUUAAACUGGAGAUGAGUUGCAUUGAGUCAUCACAGUGAUAGAUUGUAAACUAUGACUUACAUGGUUCCCAUUUGCUCUGUUUUCGGGUUUUCGUUCAUUUGUGCAGUUCGUUGAAAUGGAAAUAUGCAUUUGUUUCUCCCCUUUGAUCCUCAUAAU
Molecule: messenger RNA, 3133 nt
Organism: Cuscuta campestris
Lineage: Eukaryota; Viridiplantae; Streptophyta; Magnoliopsida; Solanales; Convolvulaceae
Source: the annotation of a GenBank genome assembly